GCGGAGGACGCAGUUCGCCGUGGAUUUACACCCAGACAACAGCUUCCACGCCGCACGCCGGAGCUUCUCUGGAGCCCACUAUCAUCAUUUACAGCUCAUCUGAACGUUUCUCGCGACCGGAGGACGGGAUUGUGCCACAGUGGAGCUCUCCGACGCGCGGGACGAUGCCGCACGCGCGCGUUUCAGCUUUCUCCUCAGCGUCUUUUCCCGUCUUGACACGAAAGGCGCACGUGAAUGUGAAUGUUUAUUAGCCGCCCGACACAACGCGCAGUCGUGCCGUCGUUUUGCACUUGGCGCGUGAAGAGCACGUGCCCAUAAGGCUUCCUCCCCGCCGCGCGCGCUCGUCCCUCGGAUGAGGAUCUGCCAGACUUUGCGGGGCUUUCGUGCGACCAGCGGGGACUGCGCAGCGCCAGGACGCGGUCGGAUGAGCUGAAAGUUUGCCGCGUUCGCGACCGUUUCCAUCACGACGCCGAUGAUGACUGAGAACAAUGAGACGGAGAGCGAGACGCAGCUGCGGCGCUCUCCGAGCACCAUGUCCAUCCAGCCCAUGUCGUCCAAGCUCCAGAGGCUGAAGCGCUCGCUGUCCUUCAAGACCAUGAUGCGCAGCAAGAGCGUGGAGAACUUCUUCCAGCGCUCGUACAGCGACGCCCGCCUGCCCUCUGACCUCAUCGCCGAGCCGCCGCCCCCCUCGCCGCCGCCGGCGCCCGGCUCCCCCCUGGCGGGCGAGCGCUCGCCGGCCGCCUCGCCGUCGCUCAGCCCCAACCCGUCCAUCGCCUCCCACUCGCCCUCGCUCAGCCUGUCCCCGGCGCUGCCCACGAAGCCGCCCCGGCCUCAGGUCACACACUGCUUCCAGGACCACGUGUUCCGCAAGCCCACCAGCUGCCAGCACUGCAAGCACAUGAUCGUGGGAAACUCCAAACAGGCUCUGCGCUGUAAAACCUGCAAGAUGGCCGCUCACCUGUGGUGCACCUCCGAGCUGUCGCAGCAGCUGUGUCACGGGAAGUCCGGGGCGUUCAAGCGAAACUUCAGCUCGCCGAUGCUCGUCAACGAGCAACUGGCCGUCGUCAAGGAAGUGCAGCCCAGUCAAGAAGCUGUGCGGACGCGUGUAGACCCUGUGUACGCUGCCUUGCGCUACGGGACGUCCUUGGCGCAGAUGAGCCGCUCCAGUUUUGGCAGUUUGACAGAGUCGCCGACACGCAGCCUGGGGGAGGGAGGUGAGGAGAGUCAGCAGAGACAGUGCAGCAUGGAGGAAGAGAUAACUCAGGAAAUAGGGGAAAUCGUCUCGCCGCCGCUCCCCGAGCCCCCGGUCCCCGACGCCGAGCUGGAGAAGGAGGAGGACGAGAGCGGUCAGGCUCCGCCUCCUGCAGAGGAGAGCGCCGUGAAGGUGCCGAAGCGCAUUGAAGUCCACUCCAUUCACACCUAUGUAGCGCUCUACAAGUUUCUGCCUCAGGAACAGAAUGACCUGGAACUACAUCCGGGUGAUCGAGUUCAGGUCACUGACGACUCUAAUGAGGAGUGGUGGAAGGGAAAGAGCGGCGACAGAGUCGGCUUCUUCCCCUCCAACUUCGUGCAGCGGGUGCGGCCCGGAGAGAGAGUGUGGCGGGUCGUGCAGGGCGCGCCGGGCGAUCGAGAGCGAGGACACAUGGCCGUGAGAGAAUCGCAGAUCUGCGUUGGGAAGCGAGACGACGGCGAGACGUACCUGAAGCUGAGCAGCGGGAAGAAGCGCGGCCUGGUGCCGGCCGACUCCAUAGAGGAGAUCUGAGGCGCCGCCGCCGCGUCGCCGCCAUCUCCCCACCCUCCACCCUCCCUCCGCUUCUCCUGCUCGGUUCCAUCCGGACCCCACGGGCCAGAACCGAACAGACGGGCCGGGCGGCAAACACACACUCCACCAGCCCACCCUGAAAGCACGGCCUGGAGUUUUCUGUGCGCUCUUUGUCCGCAGUCGAGUCUUGCUGUGCUUUUUUUUUUUCCCCUUUCUGUCUUUUCAAAUGCAAAUGUGAAGCGAACGCCCGGUCUCAUUCAGUCUUCUCCUCGGCGGAAGAUAGCGCCGUGGGAGGAGGCUGAGUCCUGUCACCGGGAACAUGGUGCUUCUGUCCGUGUCAUCGUCUCGUCUCGGCCCACUCUGGUUCACGCCGGCGUGUCCGAUGUCGGCCGGCGCCGAGGCCCGCGGCCCUGACGGUCGGUGGAGGAGGCGCUCGGACUGGAGGCUGAGCUGCUGCAGCGCCGAACGGGUCACGAGUCAGAACCGAUCAAACGUCGACCCGUCGGCCUCUUCUGAUGUGAAGGCCUUCCAUGUGUUACACGUGCUUCAGACUUUAUUUAUUUGAUGUUCUUCUAGUUCCAGAGGGAGCGUGAACACACGCUUAUGAAGGUUGAUGGUGAUAGGAAACUGUAGGAUUAAGCCGAUUGUAGAAUGAUGAAUAAAGCAUUUAAUGUAUACAGGCUGUUCAGUCAAUAUGUGAAAGGCUUUUAGGGACAAAUAAGCUCGACUAUAUCUGAGUAAUUUUUUUUUUUUGAGCUUCCGUCAUCGUCAGCGCUUUGAUUGAACUGGACAUGCAUCUGUCUUAUUGUGGGAAAAUUGCCGUGAGCUGCUCGUCCUCACGCUGGUGAACGCUCUUCAGUCAAUUACUUUGUUGCUCAAAUGUAUCUGAAGGUCACGUCGGCCGGUGUGGAGACAAGGAUGAUGUCGCAGCAGAACUGGAUUCGUGGUUUUUGCCCGUCGUCGUGUCGCGUCGCGUCGUGCACAGUUUCCUGUGGCGUCACAUGUUGAAGUAAGUGUGUGAUUAGAGUUCCAGGUCCGUGGGUUGGCUGCAUACCUCAAUAAAGCAUCUGACUUACUUUUAA
Messenger RNA from Betta splendens (Siamese fighting fish), 2844 nucleotides. RefSeq names its product SH3 and cysteine-rich domain-containing protein 2-like. Bases 473 to 1762 code for a protein of 429 amino acids. The record is from RefSeq and is a predicted model, not a curated record. Gene Ontology annotation, biological process: positive regulation of protein localization to plasma membrane; skeletal muscle contraction; positive regulation of voltage-gated calcium channel activity. NCBI's taxonomy places the organism in Eukaryota, Metazoa, Chordata, Actinopteri, Anabantiformes, Osphronemidae. The transcript is spliced from 11 exons. Gene Ontology annotation, molecular function: protein binding. Gene Ontology annotation, cellular component: extrinsic component of cytoplasmic side of plasma membrane.